Impatiens glandulifera is the source of this 913-nucleotide messenger RNA. RefSeq lists its product as uncharacterized. Lineage: Eukaryota; Viridiplantae; Streptophyta; Magnoliopsida; Ericales; Balsaminaceae. The record is from RefSeq and is a predicted model, not a curated record. The transcript has 2 exons. Bases 59 to 754 code for a protein of 231 amino acids.
UUCUUGACCUCCACUAAGUCUCUCUCUGUUUCUUUUCUUAGCUAGCUUGUUACAGUUGAUGUCCAUGAACAACAAUUACAAGGAUGAGAAGAAGAUGAGAGAAUAUAACUACUCCACCUCCAACGGUCCAAUCUGUUGUUCCCAUGUUCUAAAGGAACUCAGCCGCCACCAUGUCGGAGUAUGUCCUCUCUGUCUCACCGACCGUCUUCUCCUCUUAGCCGACCAAUCAAAACCCUCCUCAACAUUCCUUAACCACUACAAAAUCUCCAACACUCUCGGUUUCCUCCUCCGUCGCUUUGAGUUCCGCCGCCAACGCCGCUCCGCCACCUCCCCCGAUCAGGACCACGACGACGAAGAUCUUGAUAGCCCCGAAGAUUCAUUCAUAUCAAUAAAGUUUGGUGACAAUGGAGAGAGUUUAUGGGAAGAAAAGACAGCUUCAAAGGUAUCUCUUGAACAAUAUUCAUGUAGCAUGAAGAUAUUGUCAUCAAAGAAGAAGAAGAAGGAUCUUGAGGUGGACACCACGAGCGUGGUGGAGCACGGGAAGGCAAGUGCACCUCUGCUGAUGUGGCGGAAGAAGAUUGGACAUGUCUUCCAGCUCAGCAGAUGGAGGAGGUCCAAUAAUGUGGGCAUGUGCCACGUGGGCAGGGAGGGAGUGGUGAAAGGUGCUAGGAGGAGGAGUGGGUGGAUAAGAAACCUCAUGGUAAAGAGGAGAACCAUGGAAUCAAAAGAGGGUUGUAUAGAUAAAGACAUCUAAUAUUUUGUAAUGUAGCUUUUGCCAUUUUAAAAAAAAAAAGAGAAAGAAAAAAAUAAUUAAUGCCCCAUUUUGUUUGAUCUCUUGUUCACUUUAGGACUUGUUUGGUUUUACAUUUUAGGGAUUAAGGACCUAUCAAUGUUUUUAUUGGACUUUUUAGUA